This is a messenger RNA of Bacillus rossius redtenbacheri, 15282 nucleotides long. Its product is annotated as ataxin-7-like protein 1. Bases 275 to 2659 code for a protein of 794 amino acids. The transcript has 9 exons. Lineage: Eukaryota; Metazoa; Arthropoda; Insecta; Phasmatodea; Bacillidae. The record is from RefSeq and is a predicted model, not a curated record.
AUACUAGUUCCAAUAUGGCUGUUUGUUAGAUGGCGAAGCUGUUUCUGGCUAGGGAUGUCAUGCUAGCUUAUGUCAUGUUUAAAGCCCUCUUUCCUAAUUUACGGGUUUUAUUCCUAAUAUCACCUCAGUUUUAAUUUAUAGAAUUUAACUGUAUUUAUGAUUUAAUAAUUUUCAUAUAUUAGUAAACAUGCACAUAGGUAAUAUUGUGUCGCUCUGUUGCGGCUUAAAAAAGAAAAAUGUAACAUGUUUGCAUUGUCACUCUUUGAAAUGAGAUAUGGAAGCAAGGGGUGAUAGGGAUGAUAUUGUGAUGUUGUCCAAGUCCAGCAGUGAAAUUGAACUUCCUGAAGAAAAUGGCAUUAUCGAUGUGGAAAAUGAUGCCAGUGUCAAGAUAGAAAGAACUGAGGCUUCAAGCUCUGCAAAUCCAGUUGCUGAUGAGCUUGCUGCUGAUGACAUCCAAAACUUUAUUGGCCAGCCUUGGACAAACUGGGAAGCUGCAAUGUGUCGGAGUCCCUUGACUCCAGAAGUACCAUCCAAAGUUUAUGAAAGUGAUUGCACUACCCUCUCUUUUGAAGACAAGCGAUGGGCAGGUGAAAUUCCUGGAAUAGAACCAUUCAUUGCCCAUGUUUGCAGUUUAUGUAAGGCCACAGUGAAACCAGGUUUCUUGACACAACAUUAUGCUUUGUGGCAUAAUGUAAAGCCAGAUGAUCCUCUUCCUAAUUUUGAAGAACUGAAAAAAGAUCCACUGAAUACAACUCUUAGGACACAUAGGAUUUCACCCGAUUGUAAACUUAUUUUAGGUUUACCAAAGGUAAAAAUUAAGAAACAAAAGCAAGCAAAAUCGGCAAGCAAUACUCAGAAUGUGAUUGGUGGCGGUAACACAGGAAUUCUUCCUUCACCUAAAGCUGGACCGGCAGUGAUAUCAGCAUCAUCAACAAAUAAGAGUACGAACAAAACAUUUUCAAACUCUUUAGAUGUUCGUCAGGAAACUGUUCCUAAUAUUUCUGUAUCACUACCGUUAGCAUUGCCUUUGUCAGUUCCUAUGAAGCCAGUGGUGACUGAUUCAUCGUUUACUAAAUUGACUAAAACAUCCAAGAUCACUACAUCCAGCAUCGACCUGGGAGUAUUUCUCCCGACACUACCCGCGUCUUCGGAUCCCCCUGCGGCGAGUGUGGUGCCAGUGCCCGUCGCGACUCACGUGUCGGCUCUGAGUCAGCCGCUCGCUUCUCCGCCCCCCAAGAAGAGGUCAAAGACAGAGCGCAAGUAUUUGCCUGUGAAGGACAGAGAGUACAACCCAGACAAGCAUUGUGGUGUGUGGAAUUUAGAAACAAGUAAGCAUUGCACACGGUCGCUGACUUGCAACUGUCACUCUCUGUCUCAAAGACGAGCUGUUACUGGACGCAGUAAGACAUUUGACAACCUGUUGGCUGACCAUCGUGCUGCAAAGGAAACCUUGCUACUAGCUGCUAAACCAAAUGUGAUCCAGGUCACUCAGCAAGAGAAACAAGGAAAAUGUCCAGCUUCCAUACUUAAAUCAAGCUCUCUUCUUAAGCAGGAUGUAUUGCCAACACAUAAUUUCCAUGUAGUAACAUCGGGUUCCGCUGUUACUUCUGUACUAAGUCAUCGUCAGAAACCUACUGCCUUACCAUCGUUAUACUUUCCUGCUUCUUCAUCACAGUUACUCUCCGUUAACGCUUUGGAAAGGACAAUAAAGUCAUUAACACCGGCAGUUAUAGGCCAAGUGACAUUAGCAAAAUUUCCUCCAUGCAAAAGUGAUUCAGCUGAACUUACAGGAAAGACUGACACUGUGGUGAGAACAAAAAUUGACCACUUACCAGCAGACAUUUCUUGGGUUAAACGUCAUCCUAAGCCCGUAGCAGUAUGUUCAUUUUCUGCUCACAAAGUGGGAACUGUUCUGUCACAUAGUAAACAAAUGGCAGUAGCACGCAGGAUCCUUAGAACAACUCUAAUUCGUGGGUUGAUUGAAGUUCCACUUGCCAGCAACACUUAUGCAGCACCUCUGCAAGUGAAUCAUACUGCUGCAAAUAGUUCUUCUAAAGGGAACCUACUAGGAGGUAGCAACAUGGUUCUAAUUACAAACAUUACACCCAAAUCAACGAAAGUGGCACUGUCUUGUAGUUCUUCUAAUAAUAAAAAUGUUAAGUCACUGUCAUUGACCACCGUUGGACAAAAAAUUACAUCAGUGAAAGCAAGUUCAUCAGAAUCAGCUUUGAAGAAUGUACAACAGUUUCAUAUGUCAACUGUAUUAACGCCUUGUUCUAAACAAAAUGAUACAGUUCAGCACAAAAAGAAAGGUCAGGUAUCUCGUGUGAAGCGAAGUCAUAGUUCUGGUUCGGUAGAGGUUGUGGGGAGUGUAUUGUCCCAGAGGCACAGUGCAAAAUCACGUGCCAAUCACAUGCCAUUAAUGACUUUGUCCAUUUCUAAUGGUGUGAGCACCACUACCUCAGGGCAUAUCAAAAUGGGGGAACAGAAAGUUGUGUUUGUUCCUCAGGGCGCUCAAGUGUCAGAUCGAUUUUUUAGUAAAAUACCAAAAAGCAUUUCAUCUAAUAUUGCUAUAGCACCAGAUGCUACACAAGUUUCCACCAAGUUAACUGGUAAGUCAUAUUGUGUUGCAGUGGAACCUAGCUAUAACAAGAGUUAACAUUAGUGAAUAUGUGAAUAUAUGAACUUUAAAUAUAUCCAACAAUUGUAUGUAUCAUCUAUAUGAAUUCUUUUCAUUAUUUUUUAUUUUUAAUGUAAAUAUAUUUAAUCAUCUGCAUGUGUUAUGACAAGGUUUCAUUGUAUGUUUAUGAAAAACUGGUCUAAAAUGACCACUAGUCUAAAAGAACAAUUGUACCAUUAUUACAUUGCUUAGUUCAUUCUAAUAUUUCUAUAAGUUUGACAGUAGAUAUUAACAAAUAUGCAUGCUAUACGUAACUAAUCACUUUGGGUGUUAUAAUAUGCAAAUAUGUUAGUAAAAAAUGUCCAAAUGUUGGCUUUGCAAAAUAUCCAUGAUCAUGGGGUGUUCAUUUUUUUUAUGGUUCCAAAAUUUAAAAACUGUUAUUAUAGCAACAUUAUUUAUUUUUCCUCAAACAUGCAGUUUUAGCAAACUUAAGCUCACAGUUAUAAAUUUUUCUAAAUUGAUCUCUUUCUCUCCUUAAAUUUACAACUAUUUUGGAGUACAGGUGAGUGAUUGCUAGUGCAUUUUAAUGUCUUACUUGAUAGUUUUUGCUAGACAGUGGUUUUUUUUUCCUUUCAAAGUGGGGUAUUUUCCCCAUUUUUAGGACAGUUUAAACUUGCUGACAGAUUUUUUUCAAAAGAAGUUUUUUAUAAUUUGAUUAGUUUUGUACAAAAAGAUAUAAAAAAUAAUAAAAUUUUGGUAAGAAAAAAUUAAAAAAAUUAAUAUCUCUUUUGCUUGAAAACUUUUAACUAAUUAUCAGCCUAAAGAAGUAAAUCCACAUACCCUUGUGAGACAUUGUGGAAAUAAAUAUUGUUUAGAGUACUUGAUAAAAGGUUUGUCAUUUUAAAAAGAAUUUCUUUAUGGAGUAAAACAGUUUAGUUUAGGUAUAAAACUGUAUUUCCUUCUUCAUUAUUGGAACUCGCUCAUGGUUUUUUUAUGCUAUGUUACACUGCUGCCUGUUUAAGGUAGUAAAUAAAUAUUAAUGGUUGACUAAUGCAGAAAAGUUGUUUCAUUUUUUUUUAUUGGAAUAUGUACUGGGAAGGAAACAGCAUAGCAAAGAUUUUUUUCUCAUUCAGAAAUUAAUACUGUGAAAGGUCAAAGGUGUUUAAAAUAUGAAAUAAUAAAACCAUUGAUUCUGAUAUUGUGAUAAAAUUGGGUCUCAUAGUUGCUUCAGGUCUGAAAAACCUGUAACUGUCAGGAUAUUUGAAAGAGAUCAAGGAAAAUAUGGCAGUUGAAUAUUUUGGUAUUUUUUUAUGCAUAUUUAUUUAAAAAGGCUAGUACACCAAUUCCUCACUUAGCACGACUAAUGCAUUCAUAAAAAUGUUUGUGUUAUCCAAAAUCACGUAUUCUGAAGCAUUGGUCCCCAUUAAUUGCAAGGCUAAUUUACUUAAUGUGUUCCAAAAUAUGUAGGGAAAUAUUCUUUACGUAAUAUAAAUGCAUAGAUUAACACUCAAUGAUAAAUAUGUCACACCAUUUAUCUUUAUAAGCCUACCAUUGAAAGUUUUGUGUGACAAAUACGACACCGCAUAACACGAGAUAGUUAUCGUCAGUCGGCUGGUUGGCUUGCCUGUCCGCGAACUUACCAAACCAUCCUUUACUGGCAGUGAAACCGAUAUUACUGUCCCAAUAUUUACUCUUUUUUUUCCUUCAAAAAUUAAAGUGUUUUUUGUGUAUCACCGCUUGGUUCACACCAAUCCUGUCAGGCCUGUGAUUUUCUUUCAUUGCACCAUUAACAACCUCUUCCGUGUGAAUAAUCUGUUAAUUUCUGUUCCGGUAUGUCCAAUAUAUUCCCACUAGUACAACCAACAGCAUCAGACUUAUCUAAACGUUUGAUAGAGCCCUUAUUUCUAAUGAUUGUGCACACACUUGACUUGCUUAAAACUAAAGUGCGACCAACAUAAGUGUGGCCUUCAUGACAAUCUGCAAGCCUUAAUACUUCUAGUUUUGUCUCAAAUACUUGUCAUGAUGCAUUAUGCUCUCACUUGGAAGCCAUGAUUCCAACUGCAGGUGUUUGUGCGUGCGAGUUCCCUGCCACUGGGUAGACUGAGUUCAUCAUGGCUCAAUCUGUGGCCGGGCGACAACAGUACGACCCAGCGGCAUACACACAGACAUAAAAACCAUUUGGUCCUUUACACUCCAUAGCCACAAUUGAACUUGCCCUAGCUGAUGUUUAUACAACAGCCGAUAGCAUUGUCAGAUGUGCGUGCACAUUCAAGACUGUAAAAUGUACAGUAAAAUGAACAUUUGUGCUAAAUAAAUUUGCACAAUCUGAAGAUGUGCAAAGUGAAGGAUUGGUGUAUAUAAUUUAUAAAAUAAAUACUGGAAAUUAUUCUUUUUUCAGGCAUGAUAAAGUAUAUUUAAUUAAAUAUAAUGUACAAUUACAUACAGAUUAUUUACACAAAUAUGAUUUAUAUUUUAGAAAUAACACUGAGCAAAAAAUAUCAAAGUCAGGACUUGCAAUUUUGCUGUAGCAUCAACUAAUUUUUCACAUAAAGUUUGUCAAAUUUUAUUUAUGCCAAGUUAAACAUUAUCAUAGCUGUUGUAUUCCAAAUUUUACUGUUUCUCUGUAUAACAUUUAUUCAUGUUAAUACAUCUGUGACAAUUCCCUAGCUCUAUUGUUGACUUGUAACUUUAUCUGUGAGUGGAAUUCACUGUUUACUCGUGAAGAAAGUUAUCACAACUUUAAGUCCAUCUAUUCCAUAUCCUGGGAGAUUAACCUAAACAUUGUAGUAUUGUUAGGUUUUGUUAAUUAAUUUGUGAUACAAUGGUAAUCUCACUCUUCCUUUCGUAUUCAGCCAUCUUCAGUUUGUAUUUGCAGUUUCAUUAACCAUGUUAAUUUUUUUUUAAAGCCUGUGCUUUUUACUUUUUAUUGAGAAUUAAAUUUUCAAAAUGUUCUCACUGCAUUGUUUGUGUUGGUUGGGUCUGUUGAAAGUACUAACAAAUAUCGGACAUCUGAAAUUUGUAAUAAUUUUUCUAGGUUAUACUGUAAAACCAUCUUGACUCGGACCGGGGUUUUUUUUGACCCGGACAGCAUGCAGACUAUUUUAAAAAUAUUAACUACCAACUCACCAGAUGUGCUAUAAAGAUGAUCAUGGCAUUGAAAUGUGCUUAAAAACACAAGAUAAACUGCUGUACGAGUAUGAGAAGCAUUGCUGUAUUUUUUGUCUCAUCACUUAAAGGAAUACCAAUAGUUCACUUCUUAAAAAAAUACAUUUUUGUCCAACUAAGGUUUAUAAGAUUUGAUAUUUAUUGAUAAAGAUGUUAUAGUUGAUAUAAUUAUGUUCAGUAUUUUCUCGUGAACAAGAUUUUGAUAGUUAAUUAAAAAAUAAGAUAUUCGAGGAAAAGUUAAUCCAGUUUUAACCCGGACACUUCAACACAGUGAGAUUCGGACCUGUGAACUCUAGGCAUUAUCACGUCUGCUAGCGCACUUCCUGCCAAAUACCGCAAUAUAUACAUUUAGAGGUGAGUGCAGUGUCUGUCUGUUAACCAGUGUUUACUUGAGUCAUGUUUUUAAGUUUUAUUUAAUAAACUUAUUGCUGUCAGUGUCAUUAAUUAGUGUUCAAUGAGUGAAAAUGAGUGAAUGAUAUGAACUUUUGCAAAAAAUCAUUCAGGAAAUUAAAGACAAAAUAAUAUCACUUAGAGCAGCUGCAAAGAAAUGUUCUUUACCAAAAUCCACUUUAAGUGAUCAUGUUUCUGGAAAAUACAAAGGCCCUCACGGCAAACAGCCAAUAUUUUCAGAAGCUGAAGAAAGGGUUUUUGCUGCCCAUGCAGCUAAAGUAGCAGAAUUGGGUUUUCCUUUCACUCGACUCGACGUACGCCUUGUUUUGAAAAUGUAUUUGGAGGAGGAAGGCAGUCAGGUUCCUGUUUUUAAAAAUAACUUUCCUGGAGGAGAAUGGGUUAAUGGAUUUUCGUCCAGAAAUCCAGAUAUCAGACUACGCAUGAGUAGAAACAUCACCCAUAGGUGAGCAAUGAUCAACCAUGAUCAGGUUUCAAAAUACUUUGAAAACCUUAAAGUGACUAUUGGUGACACACCGCCAGCCAACGUACUAAACUGUGAUGACCCUGGCUCAUCAAAAUGUAUUUUUAAACGGGGUACAAAAUACCCAGAGCGGAUUCUGAACAGCUCAAAAAGCUGUAUCUCCCUCAUGUUCGCUGGAACAGCGAGUGGGAAUUUAUUGUUUCCUUAUGUCUGUUACAAGGCAGAAAGAAUGUAUGACACUUGGGUGUCAGGUGGCCCACCUGGGGCUCGUUACAACCGGUCAAAAUCCAGAUGGAUUGACGAUACAUUUUUGGACUGGUUUAAAACCAUUGUUUUGCCUUGGGUAAAGUCUUGUGAAGGUAACAAUGUUGUCAUUGGUGACAACCUUUCAGCACACUUCUCUGAAGACGUACACUUUGCGAGUCAAACAAAAUCAAAUUUGUUUGUCUUCCCCCCAAUGCAACACACUUGUUGCAACCCCUCGACGUAGCUUUUUUUAGGCCGUUGAAGGGAGCUUGAAGACAGAUUCUCCUAGAAUGGAAACUGCAAGCAGACCGCAGACUGAGCAAUCUACCCAAGCAGUUGUUCCCUUCUCUAUUGAAAAAGCUCUGCGAGGCAAUAUCGCCUAAUCAGCAAAAAAACCUAGAAGCUGGGUUUCGAGCCUGUGGAAUUAGUCCACUUAACGCCGAACAUGUUUUGAGGAAACUAGUAAAGAAACCAGGAACCCAAGUUGAGGAGUCUCCUACUAAGAAGCCAAGGCAACUAGUAGGAGAGGUAGUAAUUGACUUUUUGUCUACUCACCGCCAUGACACUGGUGACAACAAACCUAAGAGGAAGAAAAAAGUCAAUGUUGCUCCAGAACUCAGCAUUUCAGCUCAAGAUAUCGAGGUUGCCAAUCCGAAACCUUCAUCCAGCAGUGUAAAAUCGAAGAUUGCAAAUCCAAACAAAGAGGGGAAGAAAAUUAGAAAGCGGCUGAGGGAAUUGUCUUCAUCUAGUGAGGAGGGACAAUUCUCUAUGAAAGACUCUUCUAACGAGUUUCUUUUAUUGGACACUGAAGAAGUUCCUGAUGACGAACUUGUCUUCAAGAAUCCAAGUGUUGGUGACUGGUUGUAGGUGAAAUUCGACAGCAAGAGAAGUGAGAAAUACUUUGUGGGGCUGGUGGAAGAAAUUGUUCCUGAUGGACUCUUCAUGCGAUUCGCCCGAAACAUGGACACAUAUAAUUUCGUUUUUAAGUGGGCAGAGCCAGAGGACAAAAGUGUCAUUGACUACGAACAAGUUGAGCGCAGUCUCGGACUGCCAGCUUUUAACUACAAAAACGACCGCUUGGUGUCCUUCAAAUUUAAAUACUCAUUUGAUGGCUAUAUUGUCAAUUGAAACUGCAGUUGUUUCCUAGCAUUAAAAUUGAUGUUUUCUUUUUUUGUAUUCAUUAUUAUGUUUGUUUUCAUGUGUGGUACAAGCAAGUUUUUAUUACUCUAUGCCCCCUCAUAUCGUAAGCAUUAGUCUGAAACCCAUAAAAAAUUAUGUAAACAGUUUGGUUUACGUAUUAGCGGGUCCGAGUGCGGACGUAGAAGGCAAGUUUGUUUUUUAUAAUGUUAUUAAGGUCAGUGUCCGAGUCAACACCGUUUUACAUGGUUGACCCGGACACAUUUGUUUUUAUUUUAUUCUUUGACGUAACAUUUAAGAGGUUAAAUAAGGCUGAGAUUUAAUAAAUGAACUACUCUUCAAUUAAUGGUAAAGGUUGUAUUUGAUUAUCUUAACCUGUAACCUACCUAUGACCCAAAAACCAUAAAAAAGUGUCCGAGUCAAGUCUGUUUUACGGUACAUAUUUAAUCACAUUGACAAAAUUCCCUUCACAACCACAAUUUCUCUCAACUAUAUUAAAUUUGAGUGAUUGAAAAUGUAAAUAAUAUAUUCAACUAUGAAUACAAUGUAUAAUUACACCUUUAACCUCAACUAGCUAGCAACACAUUGAUUCAUUGCAAAAUGUACUUCAUGAAAACAAUGUUAAUUUUUCUGCAAACAUAUUUAAUUAUUCAAAUGCUGCAAAGUCCAUAAAAUAUAUUGCAACAAGUGUAGGUAAUUGCACUACAUAUUGAAGCAUCAGCAUAUGAGGACUGAACUUAACAUUGCCAAAAAUGACAGGAAUAUUGUACACUUGUGGAGCGCAACAUGAUAUAGCUAUAGAUUUUCUGUGUUUAGGUUUUACUAUUUACUAACAACAAUGUGAAAUAGAAUAAUUUCAUAUUAAAUACUUAGUUCCUACCUACCAUCAAAUAGCAUUUAAAUAUUGCAUUGUUAAAAACCGAUAGCUACAUGCCUGUGUUUUAUUUAGUUUGCACAUUCAGUGAAUGCAAGAUUUAUUACCUAAGUAUCGGAGGCUUACAUUUAUACUCAGUACUAUCAUUAAGGCCUAGUAUCAAUGGGUACAAGGUAUCAAAAUAUCAAAAAUUUUACCUCUGCCUAAAUAAUACCUAUGAAUUUUAUUCCAGGAUAGUAGUCCAGGGUUGGCCACCUUUUAAUAGUGAGGGCCAAUUAAAAACAUAAACUCUAGCAGGCUAAUUUGUAUAAUGUGUAGUCUUUUCAAUAUCAACAACAUCCAUACCACCUGAUUUUAUGCCACUUUGGUUUGUGAUGGUGCAUAAAAGGAUGUGUUUAAGGCAUUCACCAAAUUAUCAUUGACUCAUGAUGACUGCAUGUGAACAAUGAGUCCAUAUGACUUUGCUAUCACUUUUUCUCGUAUACUUUCAUGUAGAGUGAAAUAUCUCAAUUAUUUUCAAAUUCGUUAUUCAUAGAAUCAGAGUUACUGAAGCCAAACUCCUCAUUAAGUUAGCUACUAGGCCUCUGCGAAGUCAGAUUUUUGAAUAUGAUUACGAAUAGUUUAUUAUUCGUAUUUGUUUUGACUUUGAAUACUUACACUUUGAAAUAAUGAAUAUUCAAUUGUUUACGAACAUUUGACAUAGCUUAUGUCAUUUUUGUCAUAUGCCAAUGCUCAAUGUUGAGGUUAAGUCAUUUAUGUGAUAUAAAUAUCCAGUUAAGAUUUUUUUAAUGGGACAGCAUAAUCAAAAACAUGAACAAUACUUGGCAUUUUAAAUACACAGCAAGUAUUAAAGGUUAUUUCAAAACUCUCUCGCAAAACAGUAGUGGAAAAAUUAGUUUGUAUAAUUCAAAAAAAUGAAAAUUUGUGACAUUUUAAACUUGAAAACAAACUUUAAUUUGUAUUUGUUUCAUCACAUGAUCCAGUAGUGGGAAAAAAUUAAUAAAAGUCAACAACCAUGGACUACAGCACAAAACAUGGACACUUCUUGUGAUGGCCAUCAAAAUAAAUGAAUGCGAUAGUUGCAACGGUGUAAGAAUCGAAAGUCAUAAUUGAGCUAUCUCCAUGUGACACUAGCAAUUUACUUGUGCUGUUGGCAUAACUUUUCUGGAUCAAUAUGUAUAGUAACUGGUUCUGGGAAAUAAAGCAAAUAAAAACUGAGAUGAAAGGUUGGUUAGGUUAGGUUAGGUUAACUGGAUAAAAACAGUUGGUCACUGCAACCAAGUGCUCGGGUUCUGCGCCUCGGGACGCCCUUCUCUUAAACAUUAACUUAGUGGAUCUUUGGUGUGACUAUACCCUUUAUUUUAGAAUAUUUUAUUUCAACUCUUGACAAACAUUUUAUCCUACCUUGUUCACAAGUAAGUUUUUGCAAAUUUUUCUUUAGAUUUAUAAAAAGGGAGUAGUUAGUGCCUUUUUAUUUGUCAGUCCAAGAGCUUAAUUUAUGUUUACUUGGUUUUUUGGUAAUCAGAACUUUAAAUUAGGUCAUUAUUUAAAUUUUUAGAUUUUCCAGAAUAGAUGUCUACCUUCAUUGAUGAUAUUAAAACACUUCUGCAUAGUAUCUGCUAACACUCCUGAAAUUUAUGGUUCUGUUUCUUUCUCCUAGUACUGUACCUACUUCAUUUUCUUCCCUUUUGCAUCUCUGACAACCUGGAACAUGUUAAAAAAAAUCCAAUAAUCUAGCACACAAACCCAGGAACUAUGUGUAGGACAACCUUUAUUUUAUACCAGUCAACUAAAGCUCAGGAAAGCAUUAGCCAAAAUAUUCUCUUAAUUACUUUUGCUUUACAAUUUUUUUAGUCAAGCCCUGUCAAAUGAUAUUGUAACAUAUUUAUUCCAAUUGAGUUAUGCCAUAAUUCUAGGCUGACCUCAUAGCAUAGACUGUACCUUUUUUAGUAUGAUAUGUGAUUUCUAGCAGUUAUGAUUGUGUAAGCUUAAAACUUGUGUUUUAUGCAGUAUGCUUGGAAAAAUAGUGAAAUGUGUGUCAUCUCAAUCUUCAAGAAUCAUGUGGGAUCUCAAACUUAAAAAAUUCAUUUAAACAUAAAUAUUGUAUGCUGAGAAGUUUUUAAGAUUUUACCUUUAUUUCAAUAAAUGUUUCCAAAUCCUGUGAUUAAUAAGAGUCAAGCUUAGUGUUACAGAAAUAUAAAUUGCUAUCUCAUAACUACUUUAAACACCAUUGACUGAAAUAAGCUUUUUUUAGCACACUUAGGUAAUGUGUUUUAUGAUCAUUUUAACCCUUAAUAAUGAACACACUCUUUAGCCAACAUGUUUUAAUUACAAAAUAUUGUUAAAAAAAACAUUACUAUUUAUAUUCUGCAUUCAGUGACAUUAGGCGGUAUAUGAAACACAUUAUUUACAAUUAAAUAAUUGUAUGGUGGUUGUAAAUAAAGUGCUCAGUCAGAAAAUCUUAUGAAAUAUGGACACUUAUUACUAGAAUUAAAAACAAAAAAAGUUGAUGUGUGUGUAUAGUAUGUUAAAUAAAAUUGUAUAGUGUAUUAGGUGUAGUAUUUAUUCAGUUUGAAUCUUUGCAUCUGUGAAUAAUGUGUUACUUUCACACAUUUCAGGGGUGUGACAGUGAAGAACAUGUUGUCACUUGUGACAUAAAAUAUAAUGCAUACUUGUAAUGCGUAUUGAAUUUGUGUUGACUUAUCAUUAGAAACAAAAUUUUAGGUUUUUUUUAGGCAAAUUUCAUUUUUAAAACAAAAGAUUUCUGUGGUAUUGUUUCUAGUUUUUAUGAAUUAUUUUUAUUCAUAAAGAUAGCAUAUUAUCGAACAAUAAUGAUACUUGGAUGUUCCAUGAUACUUACUGCACCAACACAAUAUAAUUUGGACUGAUAUACGAUGCAGGGAGGGAAUGUGGGCGAGUUGAAAUGGAGGUUUGGAACACAGUGUGCAUGGAAGGGCACGUGGACUCAGGGCUGGGCUCCAAGUCCCUACAAGUAAAUCUGAUCACGAUUGUCCCCUGAGUCGCACGUACCUGUCCCACGAUCGAACACAUGGUCACUCGAAACAGCGAUAGAUUAUGGUAAGAGGGUUUUUACUGAGUGCACCUCUUUACAAUAAUACCCAUCUAACAAACAUUGAAGCAGGUAGAAAGCCAACGGCACAUACUUGGUUCAUGUUGCGGACCAGGCCACCUCAUGUCCUGGUCUAGAGUCAAGAGUUCAUCUAAAAAAUGGUAAAAAAUCCGUAAAGGAAAUAAAAUAAUUAAAUCAUCUCGUGUACCUCUUGGAGCGGGCUUCAAAGCAACAAAAAAAGUUUUAGAUAAUUUAAUAUAAAUGGCGGAUGUUAAGAGAUAAGUCUUACCAAGUGAUGAAAGUGACCAGAUAUGACGAUUGCUUCCGGCUCGAAGAGGCGACAAUGAGGGACUGACAAAGAGCACGACUCACGGCCGCAAGGGAAACUAUCCCCCCCCCCUGCCACCUUUCCCCCUUCAACUGACCGUUAGGUUAUAUUUGAAUUUGUGCUGAAAGUUAAACAAAUGAAACCCUUUUAAACAUACGUGUCAUUUUAAGAAACACAUUGGAACAGUUUUAGCCUUUACUUAAAUCAUGGUAGUAUGUAUAAAGUUAGAUAACUAUCCUUGUGAGCACGAGUGUUCAGUUCACUUGGUGCAUGGUCCAACUCUGUUCGUAUAUUUACCCUGAAAACAUGAACACCUGGGGUGUCAACUAAAAACAGAAACACAUGAUUAAAUGAAUAAAGAAUAGGAAAAUAUUAUUUCAUGAUUUUAGUUGUAUUUCUGUUUUAAUUUAUUUAUUUUAUGGUGUAUUAAUUUGCUUUAUCUCAAUUUACCAUAUAAUUUUGUCACUAUUUAUCACACAUACCAAUAUUCAGUAGAUCCUCAAUAGAUGUGAUCACUAUUGCAUCACACUUGUGUGAAGAGGGUCAUGGGUUCAAUUUCCGGCAUGACUUGUUUUGUGAGUGCCAAGGUGGUGCUAAAGUAGUUUGGAACCCACAAUAAUCUUUUGAGUUUCUGUCAUCUUUAUUUGUAUGUUUUUAAGUACCAUACAUUAUUUAGUAAAUAAAUGCAAAGAAAAAGUUAUUUUUUAGCUUCAGAUUGGCCAGACAGAAAAUAAACCAAUCAACAAUUUAUUACAAUAACUUCAUCUGUGCUCACCAUUGCUUUUGAGAACAUUUAAUUUUAUGUUAUCAAGAAGGGAAAGAUUACCAAAAAAAAAAAAAAAUUGGUUGUCUGUAAAGCCGGUUUACGGACGAUAGUUUAACGUGACGUCAUAACAAAACAUUGAUGAAAUGAUUGCAUACUUUUAUGAAUAAAAUUGAAUCAUUAUUUAUUUUAAUAAUAAAAUAAUAAAUACUUGAAAUUAUACUAGUAAUCAGAUUUUUAAAAUGCAAGAAUAAUUAUCCUUUAUUGUCGAAAUUGUUGUAAUAAAAAUGAAAACCACAUUAACUUUUCGUUUAAAUAUAAUUAUGAACAAGUUUUUAUAUAAAUAAACUGUAAUCAAAUAUCUAAAAUAACCUAUUAUUACUGCACUCGCCAACAGAUGCUACUUUUUUUAAUAAUAAAAGAAUAAAUACUUGAAAUUAUACUAGUAUCAGAUUUUUAAAAUGCAAGAAUAAUUAACCUUUAUUGCCAAAAUUGUUGUUGUAACAAGCAAUGAAAACCACAUUAACUUUUCACUUCACUUUAUAAACAGUCGACAAAACAGUUCACGUGUAGAUGUAAGUUGUGUGCUGCCGCUGUCUGUCUUCUACUCGGACGCAUAGGCCAAUCGAGUGGAAGAGAGAUAGAUGCGGCGCAAGCGUACAAUGAGCGUAAUGGAACAAUGAGCGUAACGGGACACAGUGUGACGGAACAAUGUGCGUUACGGGACACUUUUUCGUGUGUGCAGCCGGCGUUUGUCGAUUUAUUAGACGUCACGUCAAAAAAUUUGUUAAACUUUGAACGUACAAUUUUAAAUUUGCAUUACAGUGACAAUAUGAUGGCCAAAGCACACUGCUAUAUCACUGGUAUAUUCAACAUAAAGAAGUACUUUGGAGAUAGUGUAAUAAAUACAGCUUUGUCACGAGAGACCUAAAGUCUUAAACUGUAGAAAAGACCUAAAGUCUUAAACUGUAGACAAAUCAUUCUUCUCGAGCUUGCGAGGUGGAACCGCAGUGUUGCUGGAAAUGUGCCACAUUCUUCAAAAUUACAAACCAUGACAAAGUUCUGACUGUCUGGACUGCACACACAAAGAGUGAUUCAGACUUAAGGCUGACAAAAAUAAAUAUUCCGUUAUUGCAGAAUUGUUUCUGACACUUGUUGAAAUGGGUCUGUCUAUUAAGGACUUGAUCAUAAAUUUGAUGAUAAUCUUGAGAUAAUUUAAAAGGUUUUGUUUAAUGUGCUGGCUGGAGUAGUUGUUUUAACUGAUUCCUGAGUGAAGUUUCACAGUGUGUUCUACCGUGGAAAUAAAGCCAGAAACAUCAAGGAUACUGUUUUUUGUAAUGACAAAUUUUUUCUAUAUUUUAAUAAUCCCCUAUCCCCAGCAUUGCUCAUUGUUAUUCCAGGAAAUCAUGUUACACUGACAUUAUGGAUGAACUGGUAUUUGAAUCCUGGCUAUCCAAAAUGUGAGUCCAGUACACGAAAAUGUAUUCACAAAAGAUUAAAACAGAAGUAAGUGACAUUGUGUGAAUUUUCAAGCAUCUUGGAAUCUAUUAUGAACCUUUUGUAUGUAAUUAGAGUGGCAGUCUAUUGAAAGUGUUUAGAAUACAUAAUUUAUUCCUUUUUGUGUGUUUGAUUGUUCAUUGAAAUGAGGAGCAGAUUUAUGGUAAAUGUUAUAAAGAGGACUAUAUUAAGUCUAGUGACCAUUUCCUCAUUCAGAUAGUGUCAAGAAAAAACCGAGCAGACCUUCAGUCAAUGGUUUUGACAUGGAGCUGACCAAAUGGAUUUGUAAUACAUUUUGUAGCAUUUAAGUGUAAGAAGAAUUUGUGUAUUUGGUUUGACAUUGACUAUACCCUUCCUCAACCUUAAUGCAUUAAUGAAUAGUUUAUGUUUCGGUUAAAUGUAUUUUCUUAAGGGUUUUUCUUGAUAAGUGAAUUGUAAAAACUUUUGGAAAUUGACACCAAAAUUUUUUUUGUGAAUUUGUUUGGAUUAUUUAAUUUUUUUGUAUAUUUAUUAGUAAGUAUUUUGUUAUCUGUGUAAUAUUUUCUAAUGUAUGUUUGAAUUUGUGCAUAAUGUUAUAUUGCUUUGUAUUGAUGUAUUGUAUUCUGACCGGCGCAAGGGUAGUGCCAGCCGCUUCGCUCUGCAGCCCAGCUUGCCCUUAGCUCUCCGUUCAACUUGUUUGUACGUUUUGUAAUAAAUAUCCAAACUGUCGUA